This is a messenger RNA of Scomber japonicus (chub mackerel), 785 nucleotides long. RefSeq names its product rho GTPase-activating protein 5-like. The transcript is spliced from 2 exons. NCBI's taxonomy places the organism in Eukaryota, Metazoa, Chordata, Actinopteri, Scombriformes, Scombridae. The record is from RefSeq and is a predicted model, not a curated record. Bases 356 to 766 code for a protein of 136 amino acids. Gene Ontology annotation, biological process: signal transduction.
GUGUGUGUGUGUGUGUGUGUGUGUGUGUGUGUGUGUGUGUGUGUGUGUGUGUGUGUGUGUGUGUGUGUGUGUGUGUGUGUGUGUGUGUGUGUGUGUGUGUGUGUGUGUGUGUGUGUGUGUGUGUGUGUGUGUGUGUGUGUGUGUGCACAGCGUGGGUUUUUUGGCCCUUGGCAGCAUCUCAGCCUUUUGUUUUCCAGAGAGUAUAAUUUCCGUUCCCAAGAGAGAGUGUGUGUAAAAUGUAAAACGCCUUCUGUCUUCUCUUUUCUCCCCCUCUGUGUGUGUGUGUGUGUGUGUGUGUGUGUGUGUGUGUGUGUGUGUGUGUGUGUGUGUGCGUCUCUCAGAAAUCGUGGACUACAUGGAGCGUCUGCAGGUCUUGAGAGAGAUCGUGAAGAAGUUUCCUCCUGUCAACUACCAGGUCUUUAAAUACAUCAUCACACAUCUCAACAGGGUGAGUCAGCACAGUAAGACGACUCUGAUGCCUGCAGACAACCUCUCCAUCUGCUUCUGGCCCACGCUGAUGAGACCCGACUUCGAGAACAAAGACACGCUGUCCACCACCAAGCUGAACCAGGCGGUCAUCGAGUCGUUCAUCGUGCAGAGCGACUACUUCUUCCACGGCGGCGAGGUGGCGGAGAGUUCGAGCAGCGAGGGAACGCCGCCGCCUCACUGCCACAACAUGGUGGAGGCUCUACUUCCUCUGCAGCUUCCUCCGCCUCUCCAACCGCAGCAGAUCCAACACACGCUGCACCCGGACCCCCUCAUCUGAAAUCAUCUGAGAAGAGAGG